CGCUGCGCCAAGUUUGGAUCAUUGAGCUUCGUUUGUUUGUUUGAAGCUGCUCUGACACAGGUGAGGUCUACAGAGCUUCAGAGGACAUUGGUUUACAGAGAUAUGAAACUAUUGUCACCCACACAGCAGGUACUCACUGUAGUAAGUUUUCACGGAAAGUUAAAACCUAAAGUUGUAUUUGUUUAGUGUCUUGCAGCCAUACUGCGGUGUGCUAGUUAAUUUUACUGAACUACAUCAGUCAUGGACCUGCAGUUUAAAGACCAAAGAACAGCUGAUCCAGUCCAGAGACUCAUGCUGAAGUAUGUGAAAAGAGGGAAACAGGUUUGUCUUUACUUUAUUUCAAGUAUCAUUGCACAAACUUUGUCUAACCUGAGGGUGAUCAUUUAGACUUUUACUCUUUCUAGCUGUAAUACUCUCACUCUGAACACUGAGGUCAAAUUAAAAAUAACUAAACAAGCUCAUGUGAUUUUUAGAUACCACAAUCUGAUGAUAUAACCCCAGGAGCCAGUGAUGGUAAGUAGAUCUCACUCCGGACCCCUGACACUAUCAAUUACUGUUAUUUCAAAUUAUUAUGCAAACAAUGAGUGAUUCCAUGAAAUCGGUGCCUUUUUAACUUAGAAAAUUUAAAAUUUAAUCUAUAUUUAAUUUUUAAGUACCUAGGAGUCAAAGAAUGUUUAAAAUGGCAGGAAAUUAUAUUGUGCCAUCUCAGGCUGUUAUUUCAUAUUUUAUAAUCGUUUUUCUCCUGGCUGUUUUCAUAAUCUUGUCAACCCUGUUACCGACAUAAACUUAACAAAAUACAAUAUUUCUAAUUAGAAAUAUGCAAUAUAUGGUACAUAUAUGAGCAGUACUUUAGUCUCUCUUUUCAUUGAAAUUAUUUUAUUUUGUGGACUUUUUUUCUCCAAUUAGAGCUUUGUCAUUCAGAUGAUCAAAUAUACCCUAAUUUUGCAUGGCGAUCACAUCUGAACAUACAUCAGAUAUUUUUUAGAAGAUAAAUGAUGAAAAAUGGCCCAAUCUAAAAUAUAAUGUAAUUUAGAUUAUAAUGGUAAGUGUUGAAAGCCCAUUUGAGUUGUCAUUUUUUACAUUUUUAUCAAAUUAAUGACAAAAACCGGUUACGUUAUGGUAACAGGGCUGACAAGAGUAAAACUAACCGGACACUUAGUAACUGGCUCUCCAACGGCGUAUCAAUCAAUCAAUCAAUCAAACAAAAAUAUUUAUUAGCUCGAUAAUGUUCACUUGAUGACCUAAAAAUGUUUUGAUUUUAAAAGGUUAACCUUUUAAGAGAGUACAACAAGUGCAAGCUAGGUACUUUGAAAGGUAAUUACUUGUAGAUAUUGAUUAUAUUUUGAGAAAUAGAAAUUGUUUAGGUUUAUAUGUUAAAAAAUGGUAACAGGGUUGACAUUGUUCCUGUCCCCCCUGGUUAAACCUUGAAAAAACAUAAAAAAAUAGCACAUCAGAGAUGAGAAAACUUAAUUGUCACUGAGCUGUUAGCAUCCUGGCUCAGAGAGGAUGCAACCUCCUGUCAAUCAUGUCAAAUCUGGAAUGUACGAUUAUUUUUUUUAGGGUUUUUUAGUUCGGGUAACAGGGUUGACAUGAAAUCAGGGGACGCUAAUAAAUUGCUAAAUAUUUAUAAUGACUAAUAUACAUUAUUACCAAAAACACUGUUUAACAAUAAGAUCAUACUUAAAACAAUAUGUAAAUGUGAAAAUUUUAACAUUUUGCAAACAUUUUACAAAUUAAAAGUCCUGUAUACGACAGCAAUAGUAGUGAGGGACAGGCCAAAAACCUCACCCUCAUCAGCAUAAAAGUAAUUUUAAUUAUUUAAAAUGAUAUUUAAUUGACAUUAAUUUAAUGUUAUAUUAAGGAGAGAAGACAUGGUAAUGUUGUAUUUUAAAUUACAUAUUUAUUUGUUGUUAUCAUAAUUUUAUGAAUGAUUACUUCUUUGGGACACAAAAGGCACCGAUUUCAUGGAAUGACCCCUAAAAUUUCUCUGAUUUUCCUAAAUAGUCUGUGCAAAUGACAGUCAGUUUCAUUUUCAAGUCAUUAAUCAUUAGAGCGUGAUUCCAAUUUUAUUCAACAUGCCUCCAAAUGAUAACCUUUUUCUUGCAAGAAUAAGUUUGUUCCAUAUUAUUAUGAACAACAACUUUUCAAAAACAUUUUAAAGGUUUUAAAGAUCUGAAAAUGGUCAUUUGUUGAUUUUGCAGCAUCGGGAGGUCAUGUUCAUUGAAAUCAAAAUCUAUUUUAAACAAAACAUUUUAAAAGACAAAAUCGCAUUUUAUCAUACAAGCCCCUCUUUGAUAUCACCUUAAUUCUCGCAUCCACUGAAUUUGUGAGUUUCUGCCUCUAUUUUUAUUUAUUUAUUUAUUUUAUACCACAGAAGAAAAUGGUCAGGCAGGAAACUCUGUAUAUUUGGAAAAUGGUGUGUAAACUAACAGGCCAUAACACUAUGAACAGUCCUUUUUUUGUUAAAAUUUGCAAACAAAAGAGCUGCAAAUUAUUAGGAACCACUUUCUGUAUCACACUUCUUUAAUAAGGCACAAUAACCACAUCGAAUUUCUCCUGGGGGAUUAAUAAAGUUCUUCUGAUCCAAAGUUCUUCUUACCUUACUGUCUGAUCCUGUCAACAACAACUGAAAAUGUAGAAGAUUUAUGAAAAUAUGAUUUACGGUAAUACUGUUGUAUUCAGUUGCAUUAGGUUGCCCCGGCAUUUAUGCUGGAAAUUGCAAGUCAAAGUGGUAAUCUGCAGGGUUUGUUUCAAUAAAGUCUUCGAUGAUGUAUCAUAUGAAACAAACAGACACUUCUAGCUGUGACCCCUCUCUGCUAACUCUGCUUUAUUUUCUUUAUCAUAGAGGAGAUACAGAGGCUUGUUUUCACCAGCAGAUCCAAACACCUCAGCAAAGACAUGAAAUGUUAUAGCAAAGCUUUACACCAUUUGUUAAAGGCAGCGACAAACCAUCCUGAUGAGUAAGUGUAAUGAGAUUAAUCCUACCAUUUGCCAUUACUACGCUUUGGUUAUAAUGUUUAGUUGUCUUUUCUAAGCUUUGGCAGAGACCAGAGUCCUUACGGCAGCAAUAGAGACCAGAGCAAGGACUCAACUGCUGACCAGUUUCAGGAUUCUCAGGUGUUGUUUACAGAAACAGGUGUGUGCUUUUGUGUUUCUGCUUUGCUUUGUUUGUGCUUAUUUGAAACAGUCACGUGACAGUGAAUUUAAAUAAUCAGGUAUUGAAUAAACUGAAAGGUCCCUCUUUAGUGGAAAUCUUGGAGGCAGAUUUUGAGUGAAUGACUUGACAAGAUCAUGAAUAAUAAAAGAGGCCUUUGUAACUGAACUCAAAUUGAUGUUUUCGGUUGGAUAAUGAGCUUGUUUGGUCUAUUUCUAUCAUCAAUAUACCAUAACAUCCAGAUGUGACCUUGCCCUCCUGUCUUGAUGGUAGCCCUGGAUCCCAGGAAACUCGGACCAAUGGGAAGAGAGCUCAUCGACCCUCUGACUCAAAUCGAUCCUCCACUUUAGUCCUAGCAGAGGUGUACCAGGAAAUGAUGACCAUUUAUGAACAGCUUAAGGUGAGACCUGAACCCUCUUCAUGUCUGAUUUUCAGAAAAUCCAAAUGCUGAAAAGACCAAACAGUAAAAGGUAUUUGGUAUGUUUUAUUUUACCUUAACUUGGAAAUGUAUUUGCAAAAGAAAGUAAUGGGUUAAAGAGACAAAAAUUGUGCAGAUAACAAGAGUUUCAUUGCAGAUCAGGUACAGUACGGAUCAAUUAGUGCGUGUUUGUAUGUGUGUGUAUGAGCAGACAGAGCGACAAAGCCAGCAACGGUGGGAGAUGGAGCUGCAGAAACGAGAAAGCAGGCUGAAGCAGCAGGAGGAAGCUUUUGGGAAGCUGGCUGGUCUUGAGGAGAUGUUACACUCUCACAUACUUGCUACAGAGGAGGUUAGACACUCAUAGGCCCCAUAAAGCCACAUUUUUAGUCUUUGUCUCUCUGAUUAGCUCAUGUUUCGACUGAUGGAAAUUCAUAUUUCACAGUCAUACAACAGCUUUAAACUUAAUAUGAGCAUUACAUUGAAAAUGUAUUUGCAUACUGAUGGGAUUAAAGAUUACAUUCAGAAAACAUUCUUCCCCUAACGUUGAGGUAAAUCUUACUCUAUACUUAUGAAAACAGGUCAAAACUAAAGGACGUGCAUGCUGUAGGUUCUAGUUUUCUGACAUUUUAUGUGAUUGGAAAAAAAGGCUCAGGUAUGUUUUUAGAUUAAAUUAGAUUAGAGACAACUUUAUUUAUCCUUUUGGGAAGGUUCCCUUAAGCAAAUAAAAAAUAAAGAAAAUAGAAACAAUCUUAAAAUUUGCAAUGCCAGCUGAAGCUACAGUGCUGUCCAAAAUGCUCAGACCUGUUGGGCAGAUCUAAAUGAGCAAAAAUUGUCAGUAACAACAUCCCAACACAAGAGGAGUUCACAGAAAGACUUUCAUAGAAUAAAAGAUUUAAUCAAGGGAAGCAUACUGUAAAGCCAAAGUAGUCUUGUUGUGAUUUCGCUGUUAUCAUAACUUGAACAUUCAUAAUGAAUGUGUGUAUGUUUUUUUUUUUUUUUUUACCAGAAACACAAACAAGAGUUGGGCCAGCUUCAGGAUCUUCUUGGAGAGAAGAACAAAGAGAACAGGAGGCUGAAAUCCAGCUUUGACACCAUUAAGGCCUUGAAUGAUGACAUGAGGAAACAGGUAUGAAGCGGAUAAUUAUUAUUAUUUUUUUUUUAUAUGUUCAAGGUUUGUCAAAGUCCUGUGGAAAGUUAACAAUUAACAAGUUAAUAAGGACAAAGACAAAUUUCAGAGCAUCUGCAGCAAAGUUCUUUUAUCUAAAAAGAAGUUUAUGAUUUUAUAUCUAAUUUAUAUGGAUGCUUUUCUGAAGUGCAGCUUUAUGACUUUCUUUAGGACAGAAUUUUAAGAUCAUUCUAUGUUUUUGAGUGUUUUUUUGUUCUUUUAUAUGAUCUGUUUUUUGUUUCUUUUAGAGUAGAGUGAAGUAGAGUCUUAAGACACUAAUUAUGACAAUGUACUAGAGACAAACAACACUUGACUUCACCUGUGCAUUGUAUGGAAAGAACAUCCUUUCAGAUCUUUGAUUCAUUUUGUUUGAAAGACCCCAUAACUUACAGCUAAUACUAGUGAUCACAAGGGGGCACUAUAAUAUAACUGUAACCUGGCAAAUAUCAUGAGUUAUCUGUACAGUAGGUAAACAUUCAGUGUUUUGAAAUCAACAGUUAAAGGAGAUCAGUGAACAAAAUCAAAAGUUGGAGAGCCAGGCAAAGAGGGUGCAGGCUCGAUUUGACAACCUCCAGGUAGGAACAUUUGACAACAUGCAUGGAGCAUGGUCACUGUUUUGAUACUGUUGUCAUGCAAUUUUCAAAAUGAAUACUUUUUUCACCUUAAAUGCAGACAUUUAUUGACAAAAGUCUUUUUCUUUUGUCAGAGGAAAUAUGAGCAACAUGAAGCAUCAAGAGGUCAAAGAGUGAAUGUUAAGAGCACUGAGUCUUUGAAACCAUCCAAAAAGGAAAACACAGCAGCUCCUGGCAAACCAAGCAACAAGGUAGUGCAAUCCUGCAUCUCUGUGUUUGUUUCUUUUGUUACAGUGCAGUUUAUUCCCAGUCAGUAAAAUUUGUUUCAAACUAGUUUGUUUCACUUCAUUUACUUGACUAAUUAUUGUUGGAUAAAUACAAAAUUCUCAUUCACACAUCAAUCCAACAAAUGAUCCCUUUUGUUGCUGAGAUGAAUCCUGAGUGUAAGAAGUUAAUCUGCACUUUUUCUUUUCCUCCUGUUUGAUAAAGACUGAGUGAGCCAAAUAUGCCAUUCUAUAACCAGACAAUAACACAGUUUAAUCAACACCUUUGGCCUCCACUGACAAUACAAUAUUCACACUCUUCCAAAUGUACCUGUAUUUCGCACGGCUAAACUUUAAAUAGACGUCCUGAUUAAUUCAAGUCACAUUUUUCAAAUCCUGCAUCCCUCUGGAGCAGAAUUCAAGGCAAAAUCUCAAACUGGCAGAUGAAGUAUGUCACAACAAAAGUUCAUGCUGUUGAUUUUGACCCUCCUCCUUCAGGGCAGAUCAAGUCACACCUCAAAGCUUCUUUCCCUCCUUCUGGACUGGGUACUUGAUGGACAGAUAUUGUCAUCAGCAGCAGGAAACUACAUGACAAGUGUUAACCAGUGUCUUCCUCCAGAGGUCUUACUCAAUGAGAGAUGCCUUAAGGUGGUGUGCUUACAGUAGCUUCACUGUGAUCUGUAUAAUUUCAUACAUGUUUCGGUUAUCAUGACUGUAAAAAGAAUGAACGCAGUAGGCACAAAAAUAUGAUCAUAACCAAAUUGAAACGAUUUUCUGUUUCCUAGGUGUUACCGUUAUUAGCAGAUCAGCUUCAUAACACUCCUCCGUCAGAAGAUGAGCUCCUCCUCAGUGUUCUUCGUCUCAUCCACUGGGCUUUGAGACACAUGGAUAGCAGCACACAGGUAAAGGCAUGAAUUAGUAAUAGAAGAUUAAAAUCAACCAGUAUGACAGUAAUCGGAGUACAACUAAUGUGGAGUGCUUCUGGAUUCCAUUAAAGAGUAUCUGAAUUUGAAGUUUCUGAAAUCCUGAUGCUCUAGCCUCUAAACAAAAUGAUCUUGGUCUGUUUGUUUCUCAUUUCCUAAUGCCAGCUAAAGGUAUAAGAGAAACUUAAUCCAGGAAAAAAAAAAAAUGUUUGAAAUCAUUUCCUCUCUUGGCAGCAUCUCUUUUGCUUUGUAAUAAACAAACUGUGCUGUCAAACACCCUCAACUCAGGAGAUUGAUCGGAGAUGAUUUCCUUUUCGGCCUUGACAGAGAGGAAAGUUGGUUUACAGGGAGCUCCUGAGUUAAUUCCACAGCAUCAUGAAGAAGAAACUGAAACAGACACGGUUUUUUCCCUCAGGGAAUAAACAUCUACUUGAAGCAGGGGUUAUCCACUUUAUCGCUUAAUUUUUCUUCACUGCGCUGCAGGCACUCCGUUUAGCUUCAGAUCAUUACCCAACCUCCCAGUCCUGAGUGUGAGAUGUGCCCCAGCCCUUACCCCUCGCUCGUGGCCCCCAAUUUUCUAUCCACAGCCUCCCCAUCUGUAGUCCUGCUGGAGAGAGCUUGCCAAAUUGAUUUAUUGGCUGCAUCAGUUAUUUGGAGAAGUCUACGUAGAAACCUGCAGGCUUUCUGACAGGCGGCCUCUGUAUGUUCAGUGCUGAUGUUUGAGGAUCAUUGUAGCCAUACCAGGGUUAUUUUCAGUUAUAUAACAGGAGUAAUUGAGUGCAUACACAGUCAUAGAUGUUGAAUUUAUAUGGAUGACUGUCUGUGCCUCUAUGUUUGCACAGCAUGUAGCUUUAUCUGCUACUCUGAGGCGAAUUGGGGAGCAAGUGUCAAAGCCGUCAGCUCAGCUAACGACCUCUGAUGAUCCAGAUGUGCCCAAGUCCUGCAGUGUGGCUGCUGCUGCUGCUGCUGCCGGACCCUGCAGAGGCUGGCCCCUUUACCGCAGUCCCUGUCCUCAUACACGCAUACUCUCCACCCUCAUCAUCCUCCGCACUGUCACACAAGGUAAUCAUUCUGGACACCCAUGAACGCACACAGUCAAGUAAGGAUAAAAUGCACCACAAUGCUUGCUUCAAGUCCAAGGUGACUCAAAGAAAUGUUUGUUCAUCCAGCUAACAAGCUGAAACUUCAAAUUCUCUGUUAACUCACAGUUAUUGUCAAACUGUCAGACAAAUAUCUAAGGAUGACACGAUCUCCUGUGAUGGGACUCAACAGAUCUCUGACAUAUUUCACUUCUCGCUUUACAACAUCUAGGACUGAAUUCAAGCUUUUAUGGAAAAGCAUUGGUUUUUCUAAGAGGUGAUGACAGCUGAAAUAUUACUUUUUAUAAAAAGGAGGAAUGUGUUAAUUGUGAGAGAAGAGGUUCAAUGAUAGAAACUUGAAUAUGCUUUCCCUCUCCGUUUUGCAGAGCCAAAUUACCUCCACAAAAACUGAAAGGAUUUUAAAAAGUUUAAGAAACACUUUGAAUCUAGAUUCAUCAUCAAACAAAUCAAGUCAUAAAAUAAUUCACCUGAGGCGUAAAGUGGUGGUUGAAUUUCUGCUCUGCACAUCUACACUCACCGGCCACUUUAUUAGGUACACCAUGCUAGUAACGGGUUGGACCCCCUUUUGCCUUCAGAACUGCCUCAAUUCUUCGUGGCAUAGAUUCAACAAGGUGCUGGAAGCAUUCCUCAGAGAGCUUGGUCCAUAUUGACAUGAUGGCAUCACACAGUUGCCGCAGAUUUGUCGGCUGCACAUCCAUGAUGCGAAUCUCCCGUUCCACCACAUCCCAAAGAUGCUCUAUUGGAUUGAGAUCUGGUGACUGUGGAGGCCAUUUGAGUACAGUGAACUCAUUGUCAUGUUCAAGAAACCAGUCUGAGAUGAUUCCAGCUUUAUGACAUGGCGCAUUAUCCUGCUGAAAGUAGCCAUCAGAAGUUGGGUACAUUGUGGUCAUAAAGGGAUGGACAUGGUCAGCAACAAUACUCAGGUAGGCUGUGGCGUUGCAACGAUGCUCAAUUGGUACCAAGGGGCCCAAAGAGUGCCAAGAAAAUAUUCCCCACACCAUGACACCACCACCACCAGCCUGAACCGUUGAUACAAGGCAGGAUGGAUCCAUGCUUUCAUGUUGUUGACGCCAAAUUCUGACCCUACCAUCCGAAUGUCGCAGCAGAAAUCGAGACUCAUCAGACCAGGCAACGUUUUUCCAAUCUUCUAUUGUCCAAUUUCGAUGAGCUUGUGCAAAUUGUAGCCUCAGUUUCCUGUUCUUAGCUGAAAGGAGUGGCACCCGGCGUGGUCUUCUGCUGCUGUAGCCCAUCUGCCUCAAAGUUCGACGUACUGUGCAUUCAGAGAUGCUCUUCUGCCCACCUUGGUUGUAACGGGUGGUUAUUUGAGUCACUGUUGCCUUUCUAUCAUCUCGAACCAGUCUGGCCAUUCUCCUCUGACCUCUGGCAUCAACAAGGCAUUUCCGCCCACAGAACUGCCGCUCACUGGAUAUUUUUUCUUUUUCGGACCAUUCUCUGUAAACCCUAGAGAUGGUUGUGCGUGAAAAUCCCAGUAGAUCAGCAGUUUCUGAAAUACUCAGACCAGCCCUUCUGGCACCAACAACCAUGCCACGUUCAAAGUCACUCAAAUCACCUUUCUUCCCCAUACUGAUGCUCGGUUUGAACUGCAGGAGAUUGUCUUGACCAUGUCUACAUGCCUAAAUGCACUUAGUUGCCGCCAUGUGAUUGGCUGAUUAGAAAUUAAGUGUUAACGAGCAGUUGGACAGGUGUACCUAAUAAAGUGGCCGGUGAGUGUAUAUAUAUAUAUAUAUAUAUGUGUGUGUGUGUGUAUACAUAUAUAUUUAGUGCUGUCAAAGUAUUUCAAUUUUCAAUUAGAUUAACCCGUUUGUGCCCAAAUUUCUUUCAAAGUAGUAAGGCAUAUCAUUUUAUCAGUUGAGUCCCCCUGAAUCAUGUUAUGUGUUUAAUUUUUUUCCAUUUUGUACUUUGUUGUGAAGAAAAUAGCAUUUUUUUGACUGGCAGCUAAUAAUUACACACUACUACUACUACUACUACUACUACUACUCAUAAUAAUAAUAAUAAUAAUAAUAAUAAUAAUAAUUAAGGCUGUCAAAGUUAAUGCGUUAUUGUCGCGUUAACUCAAGUGACUUUUAUCGCCACUAAUUUUUUUGACGCACGAUUAACGCAAGCCUUAGCCUGGCUUGAUCAAACUAUACACACACUGCGUGGAUAUUCUUGCCGUUGUAAAAGAGUAGAGGAACAGUUGAUGAGGUGUCCAGGCUAUGUGAGCCUCGGGGCACUCCGUAGUUUCGUGAAUCAGGAAGUAGAGCACUGACUGAUACCGCAGCAGACAUAAACAAAUCCCCGUGAGCAGUAACUAGGAUAUAAUGGAUAAGAACACGAUUUUGAACAGAAAGUUCAGCUACAAAGCCUUGCCAGAUGGCUCUCUUGACAGGACAAAAGUCAUUUGUGUUUCCUGUCGAGCUGAAUUUAGUCACCGGAGUGUCUAGUCUCAAAUAUCACUUGUCGGCCAAGCACACAGCUGAUGCAGAGAGCCCCGCGCCCCCAGCCCCCCACCCCACCCGCCUCAAGCAAACAACGCUGAAUGUGCAAGGUAAACAGAUGGAGAGCUCUACUAAAUGCAAACUUGAAACAGAAAUCGCUAAAUGGGUGGCUACCGCUUGUCGGCCGAUUAGCAUUGUGCAGGACGUUGGUCUGCGUGAAAUCAUACGGAUCGCAUCCAAUGACUGGACAUAUGAAUUACCUUGUAGGACCACCAUUACCACGAAAAUCCACGAUCUGUUCUCAUGUUGAUUCUCAUGUUGAUAAAAGUAUAACAAUUUAAAAAAGAUGGAUCAAAAAUAUCCGAUCAAUUUGUGAUUAAUCAUGAUUAAUUAUGAUCACAAUUCGAUUAAUCGCGAUUAAAUAUUUUAAUCGAUUGACAGCCCUAAUAAUAAUACAAACUCAAAAGUCUGCCAAAGACUAGGAAAUGUUUUUUCUCCUGACACCAAAUUUCUCUGUUUCUCAGAGAGAAAUGUUUAAAUAAUUAUCAGUAUUAUCAGUAUCAAUAUUACCUUAAAAGAAAAUUUUCUGUUAGAGUUUUGUUUUAUUAAAAUGACCAGAAAUAGGGGUCCACUCUUGGUCAGUCUGGGUUGAUAGUCCACUGUUGGUCAGGUAAGUGUGUGUGUGUGUGUGUGUGUGUGUGUGUGUGUGUGUGUGUGUGUGUGUGUGUGUGUGUGUGUGUGUGUGUGUGUGUGUGUGUGUGUGUGGUUUCUCAGAAUAUGUGCUGCUUGAGCCUGGGAAUGUAGCCCGUCUGUGAAUAGAAAUGUCAGUCAGCAGAAAUCUUUGGAGUUUCUUAUAACCCUGUAAGUUCUAAAACGCUGCUGCAGAGAUGACGGCUGUUUACUUCUAAACUAAUGCGUCUCACUGUGAUAAAUUUUGCUGUGGAUAUAACUGCACAACUUCCAGAUCCCGAUAGCAAAACCUGAGAACAACACUGUGAAGGUUGAAGUCAAUCAAAAAUAAUCGGGCCAAAAUAUUCUUUAUCAAACAGAGGCCUUCCCCUCUGAAACAAGCAGGAAAUGUCAAAUAUAAAUGGUGCUUAACAUUCAGCUAAUGUAUUCUGUGAGUCAUGAUGGCCAGUGACACAUAUUUCUGGGCCAAGUUUCACACACUACUAGAUGUCAGGAUUAUGUAAUGUUUUGAUGCAGUGUAAUAGCUCAAUGCUAGAGGCAAAACAAAGUCACACUGGACUGCACUUUGCUCAGGCAGCUCAUUCACAGCUGAGCUGGUUCAAGCAUGGUGCAACAAUCAGACAUUCAUUCACUCGUGACACAGACUGUUUGAUUGCACUGAAGAGUCCGGGAUAGCUUUCAAUUAUUACGUAUAAAUCUCAGUUACUUUUGCUUUUUGGUUCCUACUCUCAAUCUUCAAGUUAACAUGUGGGUGAAAGUGAACCAGGGAAUCCAAAGUUUUUGGGGCUCUGAUGAUGCAUCAGCAGUGUAUUUUGUACUUUAUUCCUUGGAACAGAAAUGGUACUAAGGUUUCAAUUUUAGUGUUUCAUGCCCUCAAUCUAAAUGUGUCUUCAUAUUUGAUCAUCCUUGUAUAGUUCAUUUUACAUUUCAAACGUGUCUAAAAAUGUUCGCUUUAAGCUAAAAACUUGUGGAGUUUCUAGAGGGUUGCUUCAUAAUAUUACAUUUUGAAAUAUGGAACUAUAACGUUAUGACACUCUGCUUUGGUUAAAUUUAAGCACCUCACAUCCACACUCAAAUUCAAACUUAGCUCUGUUUGUAUGUAAUUCCUAAAUAAGGACAGAUUUUACGCACUAUCAACAUUUUAGGGGUGGCACCAGCUGAGACAGUUUUAAUGUUGUAGUUACAACUGUUGUAGUUCCCAUGUUUCAUAGAGGGAGGAUAAUUUCAUCUGCACAGUACGAGAGUACUGUUGGAUCAGUGUAUGUCAGUGCUGACGUCGUGCCUCAAUUUUGCCAGUGUUAUUUUGUACUAGCUGUAGAUUAAUUUUCACCAGCUUAUUAUGCCUUGACAUGUUUCACACAUCUUUUUGUUGCUGUUGGUUGAUUAAGACCUGAUAACAGCAGUUAUUUUAAGCCGUUAGCCUGCUAAGAGGCUAUCAAGCCUGAGAGGCCACAGUGGGAUAAAUGCUGCAUUAAGAAAAGUGCUUUUCAGAGGUCCGGGUUAGUAUAAAUAACAUAUGACAAUGACUUGGGUGGUUGGGAUGCUUAAAACAAUUGAACAAAAGCAUGUGCAAAUAAUUAUGAUGAUGGUAGUGACCAUGAUGACUUCCCACAGCCUGGCGGCCUAAAAAAAAGGCGGAUGUGAGGAUGAUGGUGUAGAUCAUCAAAUCAUCAAAUAUCACCUAUGAAAACAGUCAAGUUGUAAGAGUGUGUUCAACAUGUAAAAUAAAACGAUGGAUCUCUCAGUUUGGAUUUGAAACAGGUCCACUACUUUACUGGCAUAAAAGACAGGUCCACUAAGGGAAGAGACUCAGAAAAUGACUACAAAUGACACAUCUUUUGCAGCUAUUAUGUUGCUCUUUGAAAUCAUUUUGCCUCUCUUUGUAGCUGUUUCCGGCCUUCUUGUUGUCAUGUUUGUUUCUAUGCCACUUUUUUACCAGCAGACAGAGAGAGAGUGGCAGACAUGGGUACAUGAUUUAUUUUAGUGUUGCAUGCACAUUUAAACUAACAGUGUUAAAGCAAGCAUAUAACCUUGCUUUAUAACCAAGCGUGAUAAGUCUUAUUAGAAUUACAGUGAUUUAAGUAUCAAGACAUCUCAGAUGCCGGUGCUCUGCUGGAAAAUCUGUCCACACAAUCAUCUGUGAGACUUUUUGAGGUGAAAGAAGGAAGACAUCACAAAUGUGGGGAAACAGUGGCUCUGUGGCCUAAUCCAGUCCCAGGAACUAUGAAAGUGCAUCAAGAAGGCACCCUGUCUCAUUAUGUACACAAAGAUUAACAUGUCCUUUAUGCUGCUUUUCUCUAAUGUUUUUGAAACACAUUUUUCAUUUUCAUUACUCACUUGAGUGCAAAUCAUAAUUUAAUAUAAGGCCAUCUGUUUUCCUGUUUGUUUACUAUUUUCACUUUUGUUUACUACAAAAUUAAAGGCAUGGUUGACAAUCUGAGAAGAAGUUGAAAAAAACUGAGCCGUUGAGGCAGAUUUGAAAAAGUCACACACGAACCUCUCCCCUCUGUGCUCCAGGGUAACCCCCCCCUCAAACCUGUAUCACCCUCCCCACGACACACCCCCUCUGGCAGAGCAAGAAGCCGGCCGGCAGAAGAUCCCAGGCUAGCUUUGAAUAGUAAUAAUCAUGUUGGAUUGCUAGUGACUAGCAGCAGUAAACGCCAGCUCUGCUAGCGAGCACCGUCUGCAGCUGCUUCGACAGCUACCGUGUUGACAUUGCAGAGACUGAUAAGAGUUAUUUAUGAAACAUGUGCCACAAUAAAAAGCAAAAAUGACCUGUUCACUUGGUCACAUUUCCUCUUAGACUCUGUCCUUUCUUCUGUCAGCUUUCGUUUUCUUAGCACUUUUGGUGGUUGGGCAAGCAGAAGUUUUUUUUUUUUUUUUUGCGUCUUUCUCUAACACAGCUCCUGUAGCUAAGCUGCUACGCUACUUUGAGCCGCUCUGAGGAGGCCCGGGAGAGUGGGAGGGGACAAGUCGGAACUACGGGAGAGGGGUGUGUCAAAUACAUUGAGGUGAUUGGAUGGAGAGGCGGAGCAGGAGAUUGACCAAUAGGAGCAUACUAUACUAUAUUAUACUCCUGAGCAUACUAAAGUGAUUGCAAACCAUUAGUUUGUUUUCUGUGAAACAUGUACGGCUUGUCAAGUUUCUAAAGCUCUGACUGCAUCUUCUCAUCCAAAUACUUUGUGACAGGGUCUGUAAGGCCUGUGUGCCUGCCACUUUCAGUGUUGUAUUUUACAACUCGGAUAAAGGUUUACCUGCUCCAGGCUGUUCGCUGACACCAGCAUCAGCUGCUCAGUUCAGUGCUGGAGAGAGCAGUUAGCUCAACUUGGUAGCCUAAUGGUAACACAUUCAGUGUGCUUCCUCACUUCAUCUCUAUCUCUUUGGUACUGAAUUUACAUAUUGCUACUUCUCAUUUUUCAUUUGGCUGUGGGCUAAAGUGUUCUCAAAGGAGCAGACAUAAACACGAGUGGGCUGAGGUGAUGCCAGACCCCUGGAUAACUGGAGUAUUUCAUUUUUGUGGUUACAGCCCUAGUGGAUAGUGGGACCUGAUCGGACUUCUACCACUGAGCCACUGAAUCAGGUGGCUGCUCCACAACAUUCAGUUAACUUAACCCAUAAUUUAGACCUAAAAUGGUCAAAAUAAAAGAAAAUUAACUGAUUUGCUAAGUGAAGACAUUUUUAUCCAAAAAGAACUCUGGUUAGUGCCCUCAUUCAAAAUCUGCAUUUUUUUCUUUCCCCUUUCUCUUAAAAGAACUCUAAAUUGAGAAUCCUUAGGAGUCAGAAUCAAAACGAGGAAUCAGUAUCAGGACUCGAAUCGUUCAAAUCCAAACAAGGCCAAAUCCUUGUCUACAUCCCUGUUGGUAGUUCUGAAUCAUGACUGAGCAGGUUGAUAUAAGUGCAUACGUGUUUGGUCGUCAUGUGGGGAGGAAUUGCUGCGUUGUGUUGUCACAGGCUACAGUUGCAUGUUGAUAUUAUUGCCACAAGACAGCUGAGAGCAGCUGGAAGGACCUUUGUCAGAGAGAGAGAGAGAGAGAGGAGUGUGUAGGACGAUCUUCCUGUCCCUUGUUUCUUUUGUUCCCAUGAAUGUAGCUACUGAAAUCAAAUUCACGCUGCCAAAAAUACAUCAUGGAGGGUUGAUUGUAGCCAUAAUUGUGGUACAGUCAGUCUGAGGUGCACUCAACCAGCCAGGAUUACUCCUGUUUUGCUCCCAUCCUGACAAACACACACAAACUCAUAUGCACAAGACAAGACAUGGCAUGCAGUAUUUUUCGUAUACACAAGGAUGUGGCCAGAUACACUUUGGUCUAGGAUCAACAUAACUAAGACACUGUGAAUGUGUAUUUGUAUGUGAGGGGUCAGUGCAGUCUGGCUGAAACCACAAAACCAGGGAAAGUUACUGCUGGUACAGACAGACUCAUGCAGACACACACACACACACACACCUUCCUCCAUCUGUCUACUUAGCCGCUCAAUCAUAAACUCACUCAGGCAGAGAGAGAGACACUGAGAGGACCCAUAUCCCGCUGAGACCAGAGACACAUUCACAUCCUCACUGUGUGAACUGAGCGGGUCUGAACCAGAUUAUAGCAGACUGAAACAGGAUUUUAAUGAACUGAACUGGAUCACAGAGGUCUAAAACUGAUUAUCCUGAAUUAGUGGAUUAUACUGAACUGGAUUAUUGUACGAAACGGCUCAAGACUAGUAGAGUGAGUAGCAAUAACUGUGGUCUAAUAAAGAGGAUAGAAUCAGAUUAUUACAAAUUGAGCCUGUUUUUAGCAAUUUUACUGUGAGAAUUUUAUAUGGAAUUAUGGGUAAUUUAGUGAAGGAAAACAAUAUCCCUACAAGUCCAAUCUGACCUUCCUUUUUCUAUGUUUUUUUUCUCCUUUUUUUCCCUGCUUCAGCCAUAGUGGCUAAAGGGGUAGGGAGCUGGUAUGAAUAUACACCACUAAACUAGUUAAGCAUCAGGGAGUUGACAGUCAUUUUCAUUGAUAUAUUUGAUUCUUGAAACCAUGGGGGCAGUGUUGCCAACAGUUUAACUCAGAUCAGCAUAACACCACAAAGAAUACCUCUAAGAAAAAGAACCUUCCUAGAGAAACUUAAGUACGUUAAUUUAGAAUCAGAAUAAUAAUAACUUUAUUUCAUCCCCGAAGGGAAAUUCUGUUGUCUCUAGUCUCACUUGUCAUGUCUCAAAAAGUAAUUAGUAGCAUCCUCUGGCUUGAGACAGACAGCAAAUGUGCAGAGACAGGACACCAGCUGGACAUCAGUUCCAUGGCGAAAAAGGGGGGCAAAAGUCUGCCAUCACGUGUUUGUUUUUGUUUUUUUUGUGAGAGUGCCCUCCAGAGCAUAUGCAUCUACUUUCACACCGAAAGAAGUCAUAAAAAUCCAAUCUCACUGAAUUUAAUGGGACAUUAGAAAAUCUUAUAGAAAUUACAGACUGUUAAAUUUAAUCAAAGCAAAAUAUUUCAAGGCGGACUUUCUCAUGCUGGCAAAUACUCAGUUGUCUAAAAAUAGUACUGUGAUCAGAUCUGUGAAUAAAGCUUCUGCGAAGCACUUUUAGUUGUGUUCAUUUUCUGUGGACAAAGCUGUCUUACUUAUCUAAACACAAGUUUCUUCAUCUCUUCAGGUGACACCUAACCCCUCACACCAGUUACAGACUAUGAAAAUGACAAUAUACAAAUUGCCAAUCUUGUGCCUGAUGGUCUUGUAUACUACUUGAAAUCAUGAGAGGACAUCAGUUUAAAUAUCAGUCUAUUUCACAAUGGUCAAACUCCUCAUGGGAGCUUUUAUGCUGUUUACUUCUAUCUAGUUGUUAGUCAGCAUUGGAAUCAAUUGACAAUGCAACAAAAUUAAGUUUUGCAUGAAAGGCCUAAAUUCAACUCUACAUUUUGUUUAUGUAGCCAGUCAUGAUACAGCUUCUUCCUCUUUGCUGUAGCAAAACAGAUUGGAGGCAGAUAAUGUUGUUGUUUCUGCCUAAAAGCACUGAGGACACUGUGACAAUCCCAGGAGUUGCUCAGACUGACCUCUGGGAACUCCAAAUGUUCUUCCCCUGGGACUGUUAGAGGAGCUCAUUAUUACCUGAUGUUAAUUGGCUUAUUUCACUAUCUUUUACUGUGGUUCCUUCUGGAAAGGGGCUGUGAAAUACCACAUUCAGAUGGCAGGUCAGACUGAGUUGGCCAGACACACACACACAGACAGCUCAGAUACCACAUACAGGGAGUCUUAGCCCUGUGAGUGCAAACCAGACUGUCUCCAAAAGUCUCUCUCUCUCUCUCUCUCUCUCUCUCUCUCUCUCUCUCUCUCUCUCUCUCUCUCUCUCUCUCUCUCUCUCUCUCUCUCUCUCUCUCACACACACACACACACACACACACACACACACACACACACACACACACACACUCACUCACACACUCUGAAGACAAUGGUUUAUGUCUAACAGGAAGAUUCAUGCACACACCGGGCUGAUUGAGCAGUCUGUAACAACAGAUGGCUCUGAACGCUGCAGAUGUUUGUAUGUGUUGCUGUUGUCAAUUGUGAAUAAAGAUCUCUUGUUUAUCAUAAUUGACUCUUAUGACUGCUGUGUGGCUUACGAGGAGCACUCACACUCACACACUAACACACAUACGCGUGGGUGGGAAGGUUGGGUUUUAUUGUUGUUUUUAGCCUCUGUGAGACACUUUGAAUUGCAAGCAUGUAUGAAAAGUGCGAUAUAAAUAAAGUUGAAUUUGAAUUACAAUUUAGAGCAGCUGUCAUACUUCCUUUAUUGUUCUGACCUUAACCCAGACCUGGUCUUCCCCCUUGUGUAAAACUCGCAGGUUUGUUUUCCCUCCAAAGCUCAUUAGCCCAACACAGCAGCGAGAGAACAGCUUUAGGUUCUCAGUCGGACUCUAACAUCCAGAUCUGCACUCCCAUGCUAUAAAUCUUAGUGCGCUGAGUUGCUGCAGCCUAUAUAUCCUGACAUAUGUUGUGAAACUCACCUCUGAAUCAACCUUCCAUCUGCUAGUAAUGCUCAGUAUGUCUCUCUAGACCAUUUGCUGUCAAUCUGCUCACCAGGUUUGCUCUCCUUCUUCCUCUGAAUUGACGUGGAACCAGAUUGAGUGUAAUGGAGGGAUGCUUCGUUCCCUCAUAUUCCCCGGACUUUACACAUAAUAGAUACCAUUCUGGAAGGAACUGAGCAUGAUGGGUCCAAAAUCAUAACAAUAGCUUUUAUCCCAUGUCAGGUUGUAUAAAUCCAGCUCUGCUGGACAUUUGUGAAGAAUUUCUCAGAACUGCAGUAAUUCUCAGAACUAUCGGAGUCCAUCACAGAUCAUAUGCUUGAAUGUGUCGGGCUGAGUAGGCUCUGGACUUUUUAAGUCCUGUAGAAGCGUGACGAUAGAAAAGGAAAGAAAGGAAACACUUAUUGAAUAAUGGUUAUAAAGAAAGAUAGAAAACAACUUUGAUGAAUUUGAGGGAUUGUUUGUAACCUUGACUUUUAUAAUAUAGCUUGAGUUUUAAAGGUCCUGUGAGUAGUUUUUAACUGGUUGUGAUACAGACUGCCAUUAACACUAAUACCUUGAUAAAACACAGUGUCAAACAAAACCAUCACCAACAAGGUAAGACUUUUCUAUAUUGUGAUUUUUACUGCCUUAAACUGCUAAGAGGGGGUAGGUUUCAGCGCAGAGGAUUCAGUAUAGACUGAAGAAACAGCCCCUUAUGAGUUGAAUGAUGUUCAUUAUGUCCUCAGUUUCUUAAAAAUAGUUGUCUUUUUUCCUAUAUCUCAGACAUGGAAUCUUCUUCACGUACCUUGUCAUGUUUCAGCAGAAACUUCCGCCUUCCCCAGAAGUGUCACUUGGUGGUAGGUGCGACACAUCAUAUCAGCUGGUGUUACGGAGGCGUGACCCUCCUGUCAAUUUUUUUUGACAAGAGGGUCAGGCCUCCCGCUGUCUGUUCGCCUCUGCAGGACACCAGAGUCAUUCGCACUGAGGACAAUAAGCACCAGCGCUGGAUUAGGGAAGCCAUUGAAAUAAGGAAAACGGGGCCCAGGGACAAUGAACAGGGAUGAGGGGGCAUACAUGCUCAUACAUGCUCACGCCUCCAUAACACCAGCUGAUAUAACGCAUCACACCUACCACUAAGUGACACUUCUGAGUGUCCACCAAAACAUGUCAAGGUACAUGAAAAAGAUUACGUGUCUGAGAUAAAGGGGAAAAAAAGAAAAGUAGCCCUUAUUAGGAUCAGGAUUAAAUUUUUAUCAUUUCAAAGAAGUACUACCUUUGUGUGUGCUGGGGCAGGUCAGUAAAGAGGUCAAACGUACAUCUUUGCCUAAUGGGGGCACCACAGACGAGCUGGCCAAAAGUUCCUCACAGUAUCUCUAAUGUUACCCCAUAUUGACAUAUGGAUGAUAAAAGAAUACAUUGCAGCAUACUGAACUGUCCGAGUCAAAACAUCUCAAAACUCAGCAAAGUAGAUGAGUAUUUAUUCUUUGUGUGUCUCUCUGUCCUGUCUGCAGCUGAUGUACUGGCUCGGGCUCUCCACAGUCUCCAUACUGAACUGGUGUCAAAAGACAGUCGAGGUCUUUUCAUCCACUAUGAAGGAGUUUGUGUGUUGAUUUCCAUGCUUUGUGCCGGCCAUGGAGGUCUACACACACCUGUGGAUAUCCUGAUGCAGCUGGCUGAGCAGUCCUGUAAGUAGAUGUGUGCCACAAAGUUGGAGUUUGGUACCCAACCAACAGCGUUUCACUUUUUUGUGAAGAAUAUUUUUGAGAAUUUCUGCCAUCAUCAGCUAAGUUUGCUAGUUUCCAUUAUAUUUUUAAAAAUAUUUGACAAAAAAAAAAAAUUGUGCUAAAAAGAGAAACUAACGAAGAGAUUUUAAAAAAAAAGAUGCUUUUUACAUUCUGAACGAAGGCAUUUGGUUAAUGUAUAUUUAUUUUAAAGGAAGUUUUAGACAGAAAUAUUUUGUCUAAAAAGAAGCAAAGUUUGGUUUAAAUAAUAAUAAUUUGUAGCCAUUUAGCAUAUCCAAAUAAUAGUUAUUAUAAUAUGUUAAAGCCAAGUGGGAAAGGGAGCUGGGUAAGUGGAUUCCAGAAGGGAUAUGGCACGAUUUGUGGAAAGCACACCAAACUAUUACACAGUCACUGAGAUUGAAAGUAUUCAAUUGGAAAAAUCUAAUUCGAUAUUUUUUCACACCUAGAAUCAAAAGCAAACAGAUAAAUACUCACCAGCCAUGUUGGAGAUUGUGUAACGACAUGGAUUCAGAUUACAUACACAUGUUUUGGAAAUACACAAAUAUACAGCACUCCUGGAGGAGUGUUCACUUUGUUCUUUGCAAUGUGUUGGGAUAUGUGAUUCAUAAAUCUUGUCCUCAGUCAUGUGGAUGGAUCGGUGCAUGUAGGAGACCAAUAUCUGAUCAAGAUUCUUUUGGUGGCUGGGAAGAAGGCCAUUAUAAAAAACUGUCUCAAGACUGACUCCCCCUGUAAAAAAACAAUGGAUGUCAAUUAUAGAAGAAAUACUGUUAAAGGAAAUUCUUACAUACAAAUUGAAAGUGAAAGAAGACCUAUUCGUUCAAAGAUGUGGGAAAUGGUUGUCACAUAAGGGGAGACUUGAUUUUACAUAACUGUAUACAGGCUCUGUUCUUGAUUGGUUUUGUUGUUGUUGUUUGCUUUAUCUUUAAUACUCCAUAAUCCAGGGUAAUUGUCUUUCAAUGUAUUGUUAACAUUGAUCACCAAAAUAAAUAAAUAAAAAUUGAAAAUAAUAAUAAUAUUAAUUAAAAAAUAGUUAUUAGAUGGUAGUUGUAGUAAGUGUAUAUAACAGAACUUCUGGGUGGAUUUGAUAGACACUAUAGUCUGUCAUGUUUUCUUUCUUUUCAGUUAUAGACUUUUUAGUUUGCAUUUGGUGAGUACUGUGGUGAUUUUUUUCUACAAAUUUAGCUUCUUUCACAUCAGUAUGUGUAUCUAUAAACAACAAACUGGCCCUAGCUCAACACUUAUUUCCAAAAUUGUAACGCUAAGUUUUCUGUGGCUGGCGUAGCCCUGAAAGAUGCUGUGAUCGCUCAUCUAGCUGAGAUUUAUAGACUGUUAUUUCUAUCACUAUUUAUGUUGAGUUAUUGCAGCUCCUCCUGCAGUAUCAGUCCAUAUCAUCCCCUCAUAAAAACCACAUGUGAUAGGUAACAGGUCUGAUUUAGCACACAUCAAUCACACAUACUGGCAGGGGAUUAGAUGUGGAUGUGAUGGCCAUAAAAGCUUGGCCUCCACUACCUUCUGGCACCAUCACAGAAAGACAAAGACUGACAGAGGUGGACCAACAGCUGCACUGUGUUAACAUGGAAAGGCCAGUCCACUGGGGUAAUGAGCAAAGCAUUUAGCCCUGGUGUGUGCUAACACACAGCAGAGAUUUACCAGACUGUAUUUGUAUGUAUACAUAGUUGUGUGUUUCAAGGGGACUGUAAAUCUAGCAGGACUUGCUAAUUGUUCGAUUUAACAAGCAGAAAUGAGGGGAGACAGGAAGGGGAAGGGCAAGGAGGGAAGGAUUACACCUGUAGGUUACCAAUAAAAAAACAACAAAAAAGUUCUUACUUGCAUGACAGAGACAAUAGACUGUUUAUCUGUACAUGGUCAUAUGUUCUACCAGCUAGCAAACACAUCUUUUGAAAUCAACUUUCGCAGAUCACUAAAAUAAAAUUGGCUACCUUUGCUCACAUAAUUAAGCAAAUGCACCUUUUAGAGGCUGUGUUACUGGCUGAUACUGACGUCUGCUCUACAGUGAGUUCAUUUCACUAAACUGCUUCAUACAGUCAACUCUACAGACAAACAUGAGAGUGAUUUCCUGCGCUGGUUUUUACAACUAAGUAAUAACAAGCCCAUAAAGAGCCCAAUGAAAAAAGUUCUCAGCUCGAUGCAUUAUCUUUUCAGAUUUGUGUUGAUGUGAUGAAGAUAAAAGAUUUUACAGGACAUACAUAAUUUUUGGCUGCUGACGUUGGUGCAUGAUGUAGUAUUUGCUGAUGUGCUGAUGUCAGUCAACCAGGUCAGUAUUUGCCAGUCUUCACUGAUACAUCAGUGCAUCCCAAGCUUCUGUAGUGUGAUCGUAAGAGUUUGCUCUCCUGUUGAGUUGAGAGGGACAAAGAAGACAAAGAGAUGAGAAGUAGACAGUGUAGCUGCAAUUUUGGACCAGCAAUUUGAACCUCACAGUUGAUGAUACAAAGGGAUAUGCUCCCUCCUCAAUGCUCGCACAUUACCUGCUUUACAAAUCUCGUCUUUGCAGCACUUGAGCGAAAAUGCCCCUCUGGAAGUUUCAAGGAUGCUAUAAUGUUUCACCAGCUGCUGCUAUUUUAGCACUUCUUGGUCACUGUUUUGCAUGCACAACUCUCAGCUAAGCAGGUUAGGAUGUAAGAGAGUUCGUACCUCUGAUCUUAUGUCAGCUCACAGCAAAGGAAAACACACUCCCCAAAGCAGCUUAUUAUCAAUGCAGACAGCCACAGAUCUAUAAACCUUAUCUCAGAAUUGGCCUUUAAUUAGAGACUGGAUUAGGUUUUAUAGUUGAAUGGUGGCAGUGUGUGUAAAUAAUUUAUCAGUUGGUCCCCACAAAGCAAAAAUAUAUAGAUAAAAAGGGCAAAGAAAUCAUUAGUUAGCAUACACAUCAAACUAACUCAAAUAUUGUUGGAACUGGAGGACCAUGUUCAGCUCCGUCAUUAUAUUAGUUCUUGUCAGAAUGUAUUUGCAGCAAUUAUCCAAAACAACAGCCACCCUGUGUGUCUGAAAAAAUCUCCAAAAGACGGUUACAUAGCAUUAAUGGUUAAAAAACUUGGCAUAAUAAAGCACAAACCACUUUUGGGUGGGGUAUUGUUAUAGUUGGAAAAAGUCUGAUCAAACUGUCCUCUCCCGCUUUCUCCUUCUCACAUGAUCAGAUUCUACCCGUCUUAUCCUUUCUGACCUGAACCUGAUCCUGUUCUUCUCUGUCCAAUGGUUUGCUGUGAUUUGAUCCCAGCAUAAACCCUCUGCCAGCCAAAGAGUCACUCUGUGGCUCAGAUUGUAUUCCCUCACUCUUGUGCAUGGUCUGAGACAGGGGAGAGUUAGUUUUUGAAGGAGCAGGAAUGUGGUUUUAGCAGAAACCAAAUGUUUGUUUACCAGGAACUGAUCAAUUUUAGGACUUCAUAAGGUCCACAUUUGCUUUUCAUUGAUUGAAAGAAAAUGCCAUCCCCAUCUGUGUGAGUUGAUUUGUUCCCCUCUGUUUUAUCUGCUUGUGUGUGUGCGUGAGGUUUGUGUUUGAUAAAGAGAAGGUCAGAGUUAAAAGUGACAGUAUGGAAGCUUUUCCAAUUACAAUCUUCACAGGCGGCUCUCUGACCAGCAUCUGUGUCCCUGCCAAACCCAGUUGGAAUGUUUCAUGCUUCGUUUCUGCGUCCAUGUAGUUUUAAUUUCUGUGCAAAUCUGGAAAAUAUAGCACAGUGAAGCUGGUGACUCCCAUCCCUUCAAAAGUUGUCACAUUAAAAACAAAUGUCUUUUAUUAAAGAAAUUGUUUUGAAACCCUGCUCUCUCUGCUCUGCUUGUGUUUGUUUGCUCACAGGCUACUUAAACGCCUUCCUGGAGUCUUGUAGUUGUGAGGAGUUUUUCCACACGGUCUCCAAGCUUCUUAAAAACCCUCGCCUGGGCCUCCCAUCACUAGAGAAACUCUCUAUUCUUCUGCAGAAGCUUUCCAGCAUCAGGUAGAUAUAACAACCUCUGAAAAACAAUGCACAGGGAUCAGCAUUCAUAGAGGGGAACAGGGUAGCCCACCACAAGUUGAUGGAAAGGGAAUAACUGAUGUUUGCAACCAUGCACCAUUAUAAUUUCUGUUUCAGAUCAGAUUAGAUUAGAUAGACCUCUAUUGAUCCUCAGGGAAAUGAAAAAAUAACUUAUUUAAAUAAUUUGCUCUAAAAGGAAAAAAAAAUGUUUAUAAGCUUAAAUAAAUCAUCGUAAACUAGUAGUUAACGCCUAGUAAGGCUUAACUUUUCUGAUCAUUGCCGACUUUGACUGAUGGUUAUGGUGUCGUAUUUCUUCUGUCUGAUUCAGGAAGAACCGUCGUCUGUUUGAACUGUCCACCCUCCACCCACAGAUACAGGAGCUUUACCACAAAAGCAACCACACACACACCUUCCUCUGCCUGAACCUCAGGUCCAUCCUCAACAACCUUCAGUAAAACACACUCACAUGUACUUGGGAGCUUAUUAAAAAAAUCUAAUUACCCAAGGUAUGAACACAGUAAUAAUAACUUUCCUUAUAUAACAGUUCUUCCU
Messenger RNA from Xyrichtys novacula (pearly razorfish), 23959 nucleotides. The record is from the annotation of a GenBank genome assembly. Lineage: Eukaryota; Metazoa; Chordata; Actinopteri; Labriformes; Labridae.